AUGGAGGAGUAUGAGGCACUGAUUCUCGGACUACGAAUGGCUGAAGAGCUAAAUUUAGGGGAAAUCGACAUCAAGGGAGACUCAAAGCUAGUCACAAACCAAUUAUCGGGCGACUUCCAAGUAAAAGAGGCGCAUUUGGCACCAUACCGAGCAGAAUCCCAAGAAUUGAUAGCGGGGAGAGGAAGCAUUGUUAUUGAGCAUACUGGAAGAUCCACUAAUAAACACGCGGACGCGUUAGCUACCUUAGCAGCAAAGCUACAAUUGAAUGAAGCUGACGAGGGAACCAUAGUGGUGAAAAGAAGAGCAUUACCCAGCACGUGGAAAGAAGAUGCAGCAUUCAAAUUGAAAGAUGAUUGGAGAACAACAUAUAUCGAAGAUUUAACUAGAGAAGCAGAUGAUCAGUUGCUGCCCAUUAAAGUGCUAAAACAAUUUGUUGUAGUCCGAGGAGCGCUAUACUUUCGAACAUCCGGGGGUGUUUUAUCACGGUGUGUGGGAAAGGUAGAAGCGCAAGAAACACUAAAUCGCGUUCAUGAAGAGUCCUAA
Papaver somniferum (opium poppy) is the source of this 543-nucleotide messenger RNA. RefSeq lists its product as uncharacterized. Gene Ontology annotation, molecular function: nucleic acid binding; RNA-DNA hybrid ribonuclease activity. Lineage: Eukaryota; Viridiplantae; Streptophyta; Magnoliopsida; Ranunculales; Papaveraceae. Bases 1 to 543 code for a protein of 180 amino acids. The transcript has a single exon. The record is from RefSeq and is a predicted model, not a curated record.